AGCUCUCAGUCAACUGUUGAGUCUGCUGAACGCAGCCAUUCAUAGAUCUCCCUCAAAAUUUCUUGUUCUCAGAAGCCAGUAAUCUGAUAAUUGAUAAAUUGCAUCAUACACUCUGUCACUCUGUUACGCCAUACUGCAAUGGUUAAAACGCAGUAAGUACCAAGUCCGAUUUCUAUUGUUACCAUCGUCAUUCCUAAGUCGAUUUGUGUUAUUUUCGUUAUCAUUCGAACGAAAUUAUGGUACGUGCCUGGUAUAUGGAUACCAGCGAUGCCGAUCAAAGAUUGGAACACCACAGGCAGCCGCCGGAAUUCGUGUCACUGGAUGAUUUAUUCAUCACAACGGGCGUCGAAUAUUUUAAGGUAAAUCAUUUAAAUUACGAGACAGACGCUACUCUGAAAGAAUUACGCAAGAAGCGGGGUUAUACAUAUGAAGAUGAAAUAACAUGCUCCAGAAAAUGUUUACAAAAUUAUGAAGAGAAGUUGAAAAACUUCUUCACUGAACAUCUUCAUACUGACGAGGAGAUACGUUUGGUUUUAGACGGAUCAGGUUAUUUCGACGUGCGAGACAAGAAUGAUCAGUGGAUCCGGAUUGAAGUAAUAGCUGGAGAUCUAAUAAUCAUACCCAGUGGAAUUUAUCAUCGUUUUACUCUGGACACAAACAAUUAUAUAAAGGCAAAGAGAUACUUUGUGGGAGAACCAGUUUGGCUACCGUACAAUAGACCAGCUGAUAACAUGGAAUGCCGCAAGCAGUAUCUCAAUCAAUUGCAGAAAGGCUUUGAAGUGCAUGUACCUUGAUAUAUAAAUCUGUAUUAUACAUAAGCUGGCAUGAAAAAAUAUCUGUACAUCUCUGUUUCAUUCAAUUAUAUGAAAUUAUUGAUUUUUAUAUUAAAUAUACAUAUAUAAGCAAAUGUAUACUAUACAAGCAUAUACUUUGUAAAUGAAUAGUGCAAAGCAGCUAAUAUAUACAAUUAUUUUUUAUCAAUUUUGCAAAUAUCUGUAAAUAAAAUUAAAAUCUAUUUUAA
Messenger RNA from Solenopsis invicta (red fire ant), 1021 nucleotides. It is a transcript of the gene Adi1, whose product is annotated as 1,2-dihydroxy-3-keto-5-methylthiopentene dioxygenase. Gene Ontology annotation, molecular function: acireductone dioxygenase [iron(II)-requiring] activity. The coding region runs from base 237 to 794 and encodes 185 amino acids. The transcript is spliced from 4 exons. NCBI's taxonomy places the organism in Eukaryota, Metazoa, Arthropoda, Insecta, Hymenoptera, Formicidae. The record is from RefSeq and is a predicted model, not a curated record.